AUGUCAACGCCGGAAGAAAUUCCAAUUCCAAUGCUUCUGGUUUAUCCACGUCCUUUUCUUGACACCGGAAACGCAAAUUUCGUUGCGGGGCUUGUUAACAAAAUUAAGACGUGUAAUUCCUUUGAAAAGAGUUCGGUUGUGUGCUAUGUUGUUGGGUUGGCUAAACAUCCUCGGUCGAACGAAAAAGCGAUUGUGAUUGCAACGACUGCGAUGAAAGGAGAUUUUCACAUCUUCCGAUUGUUAGUGACGUGUUCCCAAAAUGAUGUGUUGAUUUAUACGGAAUAUAAAAUUCCGAAAUUAGUUCAAAAUGGGGAAGAUUUUAAUGAUUUUACUUUGUGUAAUGCUGUAUUAAAUCAAGACUUAAAUGGGAUAGUAGUUUUAGAAACAAAACGGAGUUUUCUCUUAUAUUCCGUUAUCAACACGAAUGGAGUUGGGAAGAUGGAAGAGUUAGUGUUAUCCCCAUAUCAAACGAAUAGAAUAACACAACAAGUAGAAAUAGUACCAUUUGAUAUAACUAAAGGGUCGAGUUUUGCGGUGCACACACAAGACUCAAUGUGGACUGUUUCUUUUAAAACUAGUUUAUUUAGUAAAAAAGUAUUAAUAUAUAAACAUGAAACGUACGAUGAAGCGUGUUGCUUUGUAUUAAACACGAUGAAAGAUAUGAUUUUAAUCACGACGAAAGACGUCUACUCAUUAAUACCAUUUGAACCACUCCAACGCAUAGAAAAUAAGUUCAACACGAUGUCGUUUAAAACAUUCACAGAAAUGUAUUUUAGAUAUCGACGGCUGUGCGAUAAAAGUCAACCGGUCUCAUUCACUAGCACACAAUUUAUGAAGAAACAAAACGACUUUUCUGCGUUUGUAACGACGACGAGCUUCCCGUUAAUUGAGCCAAAUCUCUUAAAUACUUUGCCGGAAUCGAAAACUAAGAAACCCGUCAUACAAACCAUUUUCUUAGGGAAAUACUAUUACAUUUUUAUAUUAAAAGCUAUGGUUUGGAUUUGUGAUGAGAACGGGGUUUUACAUACACUGGAAUCAAAGGGAUCUCCUUAUGAAACUUUAUUUGUUGAUUCCGAUCUCAUCUUUUUUGUUUCUGAUAAUAGAGUGUCGGUUUAUGAUUUUCACCCGACACAUCAAACCGUUUUGGUGGAAUCAAUGAAAAGUUUAAAAGCGAAAAAUCUGUUGAAUUUGAGAAGAUUGGACGAUAAUCUGUAUAUUGAAGAUUUGACGUUUAACAUUUUCCAGUUGGAUUAUAAUCCUCAUUACUUUGUGGAAUAUUUGUACUCACCAACGAAUACGAGACUUACGUUUUUGCAUAUGCUCUUUCACACCCCGUGUCACUUUCUAUAA
Entamoeba invadens IP1 is the source of this 1350-nucleotide messenger RNA. RefSeq lists its product as hypothetical. The transcript is spliced from 3 exons. The record is from RefSeq and is a predicted model, not a curated record. Bases 1 to 1350 code for a protein of 449 amino acids. NCBI's taxonomy places the organism in Eukaryota, Evosea, Mastigamoebida, Endamoebidae.